AUGAGUCGGCCCAACAGCGCUAUUGCGAAGGAUCCCGAUGCCCAGGAUCCAGAGACUCAGCAUCUUCUAGGGGGUAACGCGAAAUUUCGAAGCCUGGGAUGGAAGCGUCUUACCAUCAUUGCGAUCGUUGAGGCGAUCGCAUUAGGCAGUCUCGGGUUACCGUCUGCUUUUGCGGCGCUGGGUAUGGUCACGGGUGUCAUUUUGACCGUGGGUAUUGGCUUGCUUGCGAUGUACGCAGGCUACAUUAUCGGCCAGGUUAAGCUUAUGUUCCCCGAGGUCGCGCACUAUGCAGAUGUCGGUCAGCUUAUUAUGGGCCGGUGGGGAUCAAGGAUCUUUAUUGGCGCCUUCGUUGCUCUGCUUGUGUUCGUGAUUGGAUCGCAUGCUUUGACUGGUGCGAUCGCGUUCAAGACGAUUGCACAGAGCGAUUCAUGCUCGGUCAUCUUUAGCAUUGUUUCUGCGGUCAUCUUGAUGCUACUUGCUGUUCCGCCCUCUUUUGCGGAGAUUGCCAUUUUGGGAUACAUUGAUUUCGCUUCGAUUGUUUUGGCUAUUGGUGUCACUAUGAUUGCUACUGGGAUUCAGAGCGAUGGCUCUUCGGAUUGGUCUGCGUGGCCGAAGGCGGAUAUCUCUUUCACUUCGGCUAUUGUGGCUACGAACAAUAUCGUGUUCGCAUAUUCCUUUGCUGGCUGCUUGCCUUCUUUCAUGGAUGAUAUGCACACCCCCGAAGACUACACCAAAGCUAUGUGGUGGCUGGGUGGAGUUCAGAUUGUGAUUUACACUCUCACAGGAUCGAUUAUAUAUGCCUUUGUAGGACAGAGUGUGCAAUCGCCAGCACUACUAUCAGCAGGACCUCUCCUUUCACGGAUUGUUUUUGGUCUGGCCCUUCCGGUCAUCUUCAUUUCAGGAUCUAUCAACCUCACCGUGGUUUCCCGAUACAUCCACGGAAAGAUGUAUCUGAAGUCCAUUAACCGCUUCAUCAAUACCCCGGAGGGCUGGGUCUCAUGGCUUGGCCUCGUUUUUAUUAUAACAGUGAUAGCAUGGAUGAUUGCUGAGGCUAUCCCUAUAUUCUCAUCUUUGUUAUCUAUCAUGUCAUCUUUGUUUGUUUCUGGUCUAGCCUUCUAUUUCCCACCGGUGAUGUGGUACAAGCUCCUGAGGGAAGGCGCAUGGUAUGAAAAACAUAACCUGAAGGCUGCGAUCUGCAAUGGCGUGGUGUUUGUGGUUGGCAUGAUCGUCUUUAUUUGCGGUACAUACGCAAGUAUCGCUGAUUUGGUUCACAUAUUCCAAUCAGGCUCGGUUGGCAAGCCUUUCACCUGCUCGGCCUAG
This is a messenger RNA of Penicillium longicatenatum, 1320 nucleotides long. RefSeq lists its product as uncharacterized. The record is from RefSeq and is a predicted model, not a curated record. Gene Ontology annotation, biological process: amino acid transmembrane transport. The coding region runs from base 1 to 1320 and encodes 439 amino acids. Gene Ontology annotation, molecular function: amino acid transmembrane transporter activity. Lineage: Eukaryota; Fungi; Ascomycota; Eurotiomycetes; Eurotiales; Aspergillaceae. The transcript is spliced from 2 exons. Gene Ontology annotation, cellular component: vacuolar membrane.